This is a messenger RNA of Ostrea edulis (European flat oyster), 3823 nucleotides long. RefSeq lists its product as uncharacterized. The coding region runs from base 578 to 1915 and encodes 445 amino acids. The record is from RefSeq and is a predicted model, not a curated record. NCBI's taxonomy places the organism in Eukaryota, Metazoa, Mollusca, Bivalvia, Ostreida, Ostreidae. The transcript has 2 exons.
UGGAAUAUCGCGGCUCCUCCAAUAAACGUUUAAUAUUUCAUUCGUUCUAAUAAUUAGACCCACUUUCUUCUGCUCUGUUCUUAUUCUUUCGGAAUCUUUUUGCUGCUGAUUUGGAUUAAUUUAAACCUGUCCUAUUUCCUCGUCGUUAUGGCUUCCAAAUCUUGUGGCGAAGAUAUUUUGUUGUGAUAUUGUGACUGAGAACUAAUUUUCAGACGGAAUCGUGACAUAUCUCGUGGCCAACAGGAGCAUAUUCCCACAAUGUGACAUGAGUUCCGGUAAUAUAUUCCAAAGACUUCCUCGGAAAAAUGAUCGAUUUCCAACUCUUGGAUUCUUAGAAAUGAAGCUCUAACAUGGCUCAGGGGUAAACUGAAAUAAUAGUUCUACUGAUAGUUCUUUGCAAUAGACGUUUUCCUGAAUCCGGAUCACGACGUUAAAAUGAGUUUCGUCUAUUCUGCAUAGCCGUUCCCGAGAGACAGGUUGCUACUAAUUUCCAGUCAUAGAGAAAUCAAAGUUGUGUCGAGUGGACCAAAUCGUGUCCAGCCAUGUUCUGAAAUGGUACCACGUCAUCACCAAAGUGAUGCUGUGUUCAUCGUGUAGCGAGGAAUCAGGUGAAUAUGGUCCCAUCAUCGACCUUGACACAGUUAUUCAAGAUUAUGCAUGGAGAGAACUCAAGCGAGAUGCACGCUGGUAUCAAGGACCAUUGUUACGUCGAUCUUACUAUGACAUUGAAAUCCCAUGGAACUUUUAUGAGUUCGAGCAUAAAACCACAAGGUUUAGUACGCGAGACUUUCAAGGAAGCACGCUAAGACAGGAUUUCAGGGAAAAGAAGCAAGUUGAAUUAUUUACGACUGACUACAAGAAUAAUACUGCUAAAGAACAAAUAUAUAACUUAAAAACACAACGGCAAACGCAAGCGAGAACUCAUAUUUCUUUCCAAAGGGGAUUUGUAAUUAAGAAUAAUGCUAAUUUUAAGCUAAAAAUUCCUGAUCAUUACGGGCACUGUGGUGUAACUGCAACGGCAGACGGACAUUUGAGAGUUACAAAACGCGAAGAAAAUCUCCAAGAAUUGUUUACAUGGCAGUGUGAUAGCGAUAUUACAGUUGACCCCUACCAUAUCACCAAAGUAACGCUAAUGGUUACCGAAGAUGAAUUCAUGGCGGACUUUGAAGUUCGAUCUCGUCUACGAAUGCCGACUGGGGAAGCACCAAUCAUUCUUAAAAGAAAACGAGACAAUCACAUUCAUGCAGUUAUGUUGCUGUCAGAUCUGCGUGAUGUAUUCGCGGACUUAAAUCAUCCAAAUAUAACUGUUUCCAAGGAGAAAAUCGGUUCCAAUACAGAAACAGUAGUUGAAUUUAUUACGACUGGUACAUUAGAUAGUGUAAGAUGGAGCGAUCAAAGGGUCUGUAUAGAAUCUAAACCAAUAGACCCCUCUACAUUUAGUGAUUCGCUUUACGACUCUGCAAUAUGUUCCAGCGAUGUAUACAGCAGGGUAAUCAAACAAGCAACGAAGACCUCUUUUGAUAAAGAACAAAAUACAAUAUCAACAGCAACCACUGCCACCACUCCUAAUGAAAAGAAACACGAUUUUCAAGGAUUCAAGGUGGAAACUAAAGAUAUGAGAUUUAGCAUUAUUCCCAAGAUAGUCACUGAAAAUCCAGAAGACUUGCUGGUCAAGGAAACCAAAUUAGAGGAGCAAUCUCAAGUGAGAUCUGUAUUUCCGACAAUCAGAUUGCAAGAGAAGGAAAGAAGAAUGUCCGAUCCUGAAUGUCAACGACCCCCACCUCCGUACAAGUGUGUGUCUGAUCCCCCACUCAAAGUCAUUCGGGAGACCAGUUUGGAAGACAAGGACAAAUCAGAAGUAGGUACCCCAGAUUCAUCCGAUUCUCAAAAGUUCUCCAAAGUCACGAGUGUGUGAAGAUUUGCUGUUAAUGUGGAUGUGCUGGCAGCUCUGUGCUACAGUAUAUAAUCCUCUGUUUAUCACUAUAUACUCUUACCUUACUGUAGAGAAUUAUCCACAAGUCAUAUUGCAAAAAUUCAAUUUACUGAGUAAAGAUCAAUACAAUUUUUACAAUAUAUCACACAAGUUUUCAUUCUCUGAAAUACAUCACGAAUAUGGUUUUUAGAUACUAGUUUUACUGCAGAUAUAGACCCCAUGCAGCAAGUUUGUUAAAAAGUAUUGAAACUAUAUUCAUCUUGAAACAUUUCCUACUAAACUUUAAUUUAAAUAUGUUUUCUAUGAUAAGUAUGCAACUCGCUCUAGAUCAUCUCUGAAAUAAAAAUGCUUGGUUCAUUUUUUUUAAUUUCAUAUCUAUACACCUGAAAAAUAAAUGUAACUAACAAGAUAUCUGAAAUGAAACGUUCCAAAAUUGGCCUAAUUAAUGUUACAAAUGAGUAAAUGUAGCGAGGAUAAUUUGCUAGUAGCACUGAAGCUUUUGUAAAAACUUGGCUAAUGAUAUAUUAACGCUGAUAAAGACCUUAAACACAGUCUCUGUUUCUGCUUAUGCCCAUUCAAUAUAUUUAUUAAUUAAGUUAAACUGUAAUGGAAGUGAGGUUGCAAUGUUGAAAUGUUCUAAUCUUCCUGGUGCUCUUUAGAUGCGUUGAAGAGAUAUUGAUAGUCCCUACACUGUUUGCUAUUACGAUCCUAAAUCAAAUUAAAACAAUAAUUUUACAUCUGAUGCCCCAGGGGAGUAAUUUUGUGAAACGCUAUACCACUUAUCAGAUCCAUUAGAGUAAGUAUGUGUCAGGAAUUUAAAACUCGCAAUCACAAACACUAGUUAGAAAGUAUUUGAUAACUUUGCAUCACACUAGGGCAUAAAUGACACAUGUAUGUACCGUACCACGCAGAGAUUUUCCAGGUAUCAAAUGCAAUCAACAUGGUGUGGAUAGAAUUGUUUAAAGACACGAAAUUUGAGAUAUUAAGAAUCAUACAUUUCAACAAGAGAAAUAAAAGGGAUUCUCCACAAAAUAGAGAUAUGUGAAUUAAAACGCUAUGAAUAUUAGAUUGCAGACUGAGUAGAAUGAUCUAAGACACAAAAUUCGAAUUAUUAAAUGGAGGUCUGUGAAUCGAUACACUUUGAAUAGGAAUAAUCAAAGACACAAAAUUCUAUCAUUUUUUCAUAGAAAAUGUCAACGUGAUGAUUAUGGUCGAUUUUCCAGGAAAUUAAUUGUAGCCGGUAUAAUUUCAAGAGGUUCCAUUAUUAAACACAAACAGUAAUACGUCACGAAUCCCACAUUUACCGUUAGUUUAUGCAACUGUAACACUCUUUACUGACAUGGCGGCAACAUUAUUUCUUUAUCUCUCAGUCUGCAAAUGGAAAAGGUGGCCUAUUAAAGGUUUCCAGUUUUAGUGUUUUUGUUUGAUUUUUAAAAAAAUAUUUCAUUGAAUAUUUACAGUAUCUAGGACUUGACUACUGAAACAAGAAACUUAGGUGACAAAGAGCCCACUACUAAAUGUUCUAUGAAGAUCUCUCAUUUGUGUUGCGGCAUUGCAUAGUAUGCUGCCAAGUAUGGUUGGGACUUGAUUAUCGAUCAUGUGUAUAAAUGUCAUUUAUUGCGUUUUAUGUAUCUAGCUAAGACAAAAUGCGAUGUCUGGAAAGUUACAUAUGUCUCGUAGUGGGGAAAAUGUUGAUUAUAUGCUUGAAGAAGUGUUGAAUAUUGAGCUACAAAAUUGACCCAAGGCACAUAACUCUGUUGUGAGUUGUUGUUAGGUAUAUUGUGUAUAUACAUUAUUUGUAGUUUGUUUGUAUGAUAGGUUUACCAUUUCACAAGCCCAUCCACACUGUUUUUAUCUAUUUGUCAUUAUUGAAUAAAGUACAUACAAUUG